CGUCACUGUGGUGAUAUUAAUUAUACAUCAAUUUGUUCCGUACACCACCGUGACUGGGCCAGGAUCCAUGGAACAUGCCUUUCUUAUUUCCUAGACAUUUCCUCCUGUAUUCCAACCCAUAAAACAUGCUAUCAAAACGAGUCAUCGCUGCAGCUCGCAGUCGUGCUUUUCUCGCAAGCAGAAAUGCCCAGUACCGUGACACUACUGUGUCGUUGUCGAAAGGAUGGAAAGUCGCCGACUCGCAAUUGAGACGUGCACAAUUCCAUUCAUCACGUCUCCUCCAAGCUGAGACCGUAAAAGUGCCACAGAUGGCAGAAUCCAUCUCCGAAGGCACUCUUCGGUCAUGGUCAAAACAGGUUGGGGAUAGCGUCGAAGUUGAUGAGGAAGUCGCAACCAUUGAGACGGAUAAGAUUGAUGUUUCUGUUAACGCGCCCACAGCAGGGAAGAUCGUGGAGCUGCUCGCAAAUGAAGAUGACACUGUCACAGUCGGCCAGGACCUCUUCAGAAUCGAACCUGGCGAAGGUGGUGCAUCCCCCGCCCCUCAAGAACAGAAGACCGACCCUGAAGAACCUAAGGACCAACACUUGGGCAAGACUACGCCGGAGCCUCGCACACCUUCAGGUGCUGACAAGCAGAGUGGUGGUAUCCCUCUCGAAGGACCUAAAGAGUCCAAGAAGGAGGUGAAGCAGGCCUCGAAACCGAAGGAAGAUACGUCAAAAGCACCCCCGCCCGCGCCAAAGGCAGCAGGCAACCGGGGUGAGACGAGAGUCAAGAUGAACCGUAUGCGCCUGCGCAUUGCCGAGCGUCUGAAGGAGUCUCAAAACGCUGCUGCUUCACUCACGACCUUCAAUGAGAUCGACAUGUCCUCUCUCAUGGAGAUGCGGAAGAAGUACAAGGAUGAGGUGCUCAAGGAACAUGACGUCAAGCUUGGCUUCAUGAGCGCGUUUGCCCGUGCAUGCGCGCUGGCACUGAAGGAGAUUCCUGCUGCAAACGCGUCCAUUCAGGGUGACGAGAUUGUUUACCAUGAUUAUGUCGACCUCAGCGUUGCUGUUGCGACUCCCAAGGGUUUGGUUACUCCUGUAGUGAGGAAUGCCGAAGGCAUGGGCUUUGUUGAAAUCGAGAAGGAGAUUGCCGCUCUGGGUACCAAGGCCAGAGACGGUAAGUUGACUCUCGAGGAUAUGGCAGGAGGCACCUUCACCAUUUCCAAUGGCGGCGUCUUCGGCUCGUUGUACGGAACGCCUAUCAUUAACUUGCCACAGUCUGCUGUGCUCGGCAUGCACGCGAUCAAGGACAAGCCUGUGGUUGUGAAUGGCCAGAUCGUGAUCCGACCCAUCAUGGUUGUUGCCCUCACCUACGACCACAGACUACUCGAUGGUCGGGAGGCAGUUACCUUCCUAGUGAAAGUCCGUGACUACAUUGAGGAUCCCCGCAAAAUGCUUCUCGCAUUAAACUGAGCUUCCCUUGGUUGAUUUGUUCGCAAUAGACUUGCACUUAAGUGCCCUUGUUCUUAUAAGUUACAGUAAUUUUCGCAAUCAGUAUUUUCAAUGAUAAAUCCCGUAUUGUUCCCCUC
Molecule: messenger RNA, 1570 nt
Organism: Suillus paluster
Lineage: Eukaryota; Fungi; Basidiomycota; Agaricomycetes; Boletales; Suillaceae
Exons: 8
Coding region: 126-1454 (442 amino acids)
Biological process (GO): tricarboxylic acid cycle
Cellular component (GO): oxoglutarate dehydrogenase complex
Molecular function (GO): dihydrolipoyllysine-residue succinyltransferase activity
Source: RefSeq, a predicted model, not a curated record